Linum tenue is the source of this 1230-nucleotide messenger RNA. The record is from the annotation of a GenBank genome assembly. NCBI's taxonomy places the organism in Eukaryota, Viridiplantae, Streptophyta, Magnoliopsida, Malpighiales, Linaceae.
AUGGUCGUCCUCGUCGCGGCCUUCUUCUUCAUGGGCUUCUUCUCCAUCUACGUCCGCCGCUGCACCGGCCGCCGCUUCCACGGCGACGACUUCCACUUCGAGCACUUCGCCGGCGGCCGGUGGUCCAUCUCCGACCCGCCGGGGCUGGACGCCGAGAUCAUCGACUCCUUCCCGACUUUCCUCUUCUCGUCGGUCAAGGGUUUGAAGAUCGGGAAAGGUGGGGUGGAAUGCGCGGUGUGCAUCUGCGAGUUCGAGGACCACGAGAUGCUCCGUUUGAUCCCCAAGUGCAGCCACGUGUUCCACCCCAAGUGCAUCGACGCGUGGCUCGCGUCCCACGUCACCUGCCCGGUCUGUCGGGCCAACCUGAACCCGGUUCCACUGGACCGCUACUCGUCGUUCUUCCCGUUUCCGGAUUCGGAUCGAGAUGUCCACCCGUCCGAACCGGAUCGGGCGGCCCAGCAGAGCGGGUCCGGUGUCGUCGUUGACCGAGUCGAUGAUGAUCAUCUGCCACAAAUUUCGGUUCGUGCUGAUCAUCAUCAUCAUCAGGAGAGCAUCCAGAAUCAAAAUAACGGUUUCGAUGAAAUCAAUUUGUCGUUGCCGCACGAGCAAGUGUCGGUGCCGGUGCCGGUCGGGUCACAGAAGAAGCAGAGCGGCCACUCUCGAACCGGUUCGAGCGGGUGGAGUUUCAGGCAGUUGUUUCCCAGGUCGCACUCCACGGGUCACUCGCUGGUUCAAUCGGGAGAGGAUCCCGAGCGGUUCACCCUGCGACUUCCGGAAGAUGUGAGGAGCCGGCUGCUGAGCACCGAAUUGAACCGGACGAGGAGCUGUGUGGUGUUCACCAGGGCGAGGAGCGGGAGGAGAGGGUUCAGGAGCGAGGGCGAAGGAGCAGGAGGAGCUGGUGGGAGGCCGAGUAAGAUCAGUUCUUCGGGCAGCUACGAUCGGUUCGACCUUGAUCAAGAAGAUCGAUCGGUUCGAAAGGGUUCUGCCCCGGGACUCCCACCUCUUCCUCCGAAAAAUGGGUCCGGUCCGAGCCGCGGUAAGAGAGGAAUAGAAGGUGGAAAUGAGGAUGUUGGUGGGAGUCUACCAAGGAGGUCUUCUAGAUCAGUAAGAUCAUCGUUUGACAGAUUCUUGCUUGGACUUGAUACAAAUUACACGGCUAAUAGUAACCAAAAGCCAAUUGGUGAACGAUCAUUUGAUCGUUUGAGGGGCGACAGUAGUAGUCAAGUUUAG